AUGGAUGCUAUAUUUCAAACGGACAAUAUCCAUGAGCCCACUACAUUUGAACAUUUUCCACCUGAAAUUCUUCAUCUUAUUUUUGAUUACUUAACUGGUGAUGAUAUUCUUAAAUCAUUUUUAUAUCUCAAUAUACGUUUCAAUACUUUGAUUAAAAACCUUCGUCUAAAUACAAUUGAAAUUUCAACAUGGACACGUCGAGACAUAAUAAAUUUUUUUAAAUGUUGUCUAAAUUAUAUAUCAACAUAUAGUGUUUCAUUAAAAUUAACAAAUAAAAUUUUACAAUAUGAUUCAUGUUCAGCAAAUAUUGAAUUUAUAUUUUCAUCAUUAUUGGAUUAUAAUCAAUUAAAAUAUCUUAUAAUGAAUUUACAACAAUUAAUAUUUAUUCGUCCAAUUAUUGAUACAACAAUUUGUUUACCUGAUAUUAUUCUAGAAUCAUUUAUUAUUUAUUCAUUUAAUGAUAAAAUUAUUUUUAAGAAAAAUAUAUCUCAACAUAAAAUUGAUUGUAUUAUGAUAUGUAGUAAUGAAAUUUUAAGAUCAUUAUUAGUUGAUAAUGGUGGAAUUUAUAAUCAAAUAUUAAUCAAUUUUCAAAAUCCGAUCAUUCAUACAAUUAUACCAUUUGUACGACAUUUGAAAUUAUAUAUAGAUGCUUAUAAUCAACAAUGGAUUCAUAUGUCACCAUUGAUUAUUAAUAGUAUAUCUGAAUUAACUCUUUUUAUAAUUGAUAAUCAAUUUGAAUAUUAUAACGGACAAUUAUUUAGUUCAUUGUUACAAAAUAUAUCAAAUAAUUGUCAUCUUCAUUUUUAUUUACAAUUUAUUCCGAAUGUAAUUAUAACAAGAAGAGAUAUUGAUGUACUUGCUCAAAGUUUUCAAAAUGAUUUUUAUAUACAACAUCAAUCAAAUGUAACAAUUGCUUAUUGUCGAAAUUUUCAAAUAGCCGAUGAUUGUCCAUUACUUAUUUAUACAUCACCAUUUUGUGCAUCAAAAAUUACGUUAAUUAAUAAUCAACAAAUAAUAGGUGUUUGUUCUGAUUAUACAAAUUUAACUCGAUUAAUCUUUGAUCCAUGUUAUCCAAAUUAUCCUAGCCUUAUUCCUUCAAAUAAUCCAAUAAAUUUUUUAUCUAAUUUAACAUCGUUAGAAUUAAUUCAUACACCUCGAUAUCAUUCUAAUCGAAUGAUGAUUCCAUUAAAUAUUAUUCUUCAACAAAUUAUUUCAAAUAUACGUCAUAUGCAUUUGCUUAGUGUUCAAUGUUCAUCUUAUUUCAUCAAAUCUAUUUCACCAUUAUUUUCAUUUCAACAUCUACGUUAUCUUGAUAUAACUGACAAUGACUCAAAUUGUUCUAUUUUAUGUGAUAUUCUUGAUCAAAGUAAAUUUUGUGCAAAUAUUUUUCAUUUAAAUAUAUCCGGUUUAUGCCGUCUAAAAGAUACACAUAUUAAAGAAAUUAGUAAAAAAUUUUCUAAACUUCAAACAUUAAAAUUUCCUAUGAAAUUCAUAUCAUCAUUUAAUGAACAACUUGAUACAAUAGGUCAAUUUAUUUUAAUUCAAAUGCGUUUACAUUUACAUUAUGUUCACAUUUAUUUUCAACAUGAAAACUUAUUAAUUAUGUCAAUGACACCAAGUGAAAAUCAAUUAAGUGAAUGGUUAGGUUAUAAUCAAAAACGAUUAUUACAUGUACAAGCUAUUGAACUUAAUAGAAAUGAAUUAUCUGCAUGGAUGUGA
Molecule: messenger RNA, 1719 nt
Organism: Rotaria sp. Silwood1
Lineage: Eukaryota; Metazoa; Rotifera; Eurotatoria; Philodinida; Philodinidae
Source: the annotation of a GenBank genome assembly